This is a messenger RNA of Capra hircus (goat), 744 nucleotides long. Its product is annotated as histone H3.1-like. Bases 34 to 693 code for a protein of 219 amino acids. The transcript is spliced from 2 exons. NCBI's taxonomy places the organism in Eukaryota, Metazoa, Chordata, Mammalia, Artiodactyla, Bovidae. Gene Ontology annotation, molecular function: protein heterodimerization activity; structural constituent of chromatin; DNA binding. Gene Ontology annotation, cellular component: nucleosome. The record is from RefSeq and is a predicted model, not a curated record.
AGUUGCCUCUUCUGCGACACAACUGUUCAAGCUAUGGCUCGUACAAAGCAGACGGCUCGCAAGUCCACCGGCGGCAAGGCGCCGCGCAAACAGCUCGCCACCAAGGCGGCCCGCAAGAGCGCGCCGGCCACCGGCGGCGUGAAGAAGCCGCACCGCUACCGGCCCGGCACGGUAGCUCUGCGUGAGAUCCGCCGUUACCAGAAGUCCACGGAGCUGCUGAUCCGCAAGCUGCCAUUCCAGCGGCUGGUGCGCGAGAUCGCGCAAGACUUCAAGACUGACUUGCGCUUCCAGAGCUCGGCCGUGAUGGCGCUGCAGGAGGCGUGCGAGGCCUAUCUGGUGGGGCUCUUCGAGGACACCAAUCUGUCAACUGUGGUUGCAGAUAUGUCUGGACGUGGCAAGGGCGGUAAGGGUCUCGGAAAGGGGGGUGCUAAGCGCCACCGCAAGGUUCUUCGCGACAACAUCCAGGGCAUUACCAAGCCCGCUAUUCGUCGUCUGGCUCGUCGUGGUGGCGUGAAGCGGAUCUCCGGUCUCAUCUACGAGGAGACUCGUGGGGUGCUAAAGGUGUUCCUGGAAAAUGUGAUUCGGGACGCGGUCACAUACACCGAGCAUGCCAAGCGCAAAACCGUCACCGCCAUGGAUGUGGUCUAUGCGCUGAAGCGUCAGGGACGUACCCUUUACGGCUUCGGCGGUUAAAGCUGCGUUUAACUGUCAUACCUUAAAGGCCCUUCUUAGGGCCACCCACUA